GCACGCACAGACUUCUGCGUCACUGGCUCCCCUGCCUCGCUCUACCGACAUUUCGUGCACAAGCGAGAAGAACACGGGGUGGAGAGGACGUACGAGAGCGUCUCAGUUAUUUAAAUAAGAUCUGUUAAUUGACAGAUAUUUCGAUGGCGACUGAUUGCGUGUCGAAGAUCGAGCUCUCCAUCUCGUGCAGCAACCUUCUAGACAAGGAUGUUGGUUCGAAGUCUGAUCCGCUGUGUGUGCUUUUGCAGAGCAUUGGUGACGACAAGUGGGCAGAGCUGGACCGUACAGAACGUGUGAACAACUGCCAGGACCCUUCCUUCAGCACGCGCCUGCGUGUGGACUACUACUUUGAGAAGGUCCAGAAGUUGAAGCUGGGCGUCUACGACAUCGAUAACAAGUCUGUGGACUUGACCGAUGACGACUUCCUGGGAGGGCUUGAGUGCACUCUGGGACAGAUUGUCUCCAGUAAGAAGCUCACCAGACCGUUACAGCUGAAGAAGGGCAAGCCUGCUGGCAAAGGAACCAUCACUAUCACAGCAGAGGAGAUUAAAGACAACAGAUCCAUAGUUUUGGAGGCGGCAGCUAAAAGCCUGGAUAAGAAGGAUCUUUUUGGGAAAUCGGACCCAUUUCUGGAGUUCUUCAAGCAGGGAGACGAUGGCCAGUGGCAGCUGGUGCACAGAACAGAGGUGGUGAAGAACAACCUGAACCCAUCCUGGAAGACCUUCACCGUGCCGCUGCAGACCUUCUGCAGCUGUGACUUGGAGAAGAGCAUUAAGGUUCACUGCUCUGACUAUGAUAACGAUGGCUCGCAUGACCUCAUUGGUGUUUUCCAAACUAGUGUUGCACAGCUGCAGAAAGCUGCCCAUGGUUCACCGGUGGAGUUCGACUGUAUCCACCCUGAGAAACAAAAGAAGAAGAAGAGCUAUAAGAACUCUGGAGUGGUCAUUUUCAAGUCCUGCCAGCUGGCGGCUCAGUACUCGUUCCUGGACUAUGUGAUGGGAGGUUGCCAGAUCAACUUCACGGUGGGAAUAGACUUCACCGGGUCCAACGGAGACCCUCGUUCCCCCAGCUCUCUGCAUUACCUGAGCUCCGACGGGCAGAACCAGUACCUGCUGGCCACCUGGUCUGUGGGUCAGGUGGUGCAGGACUACGAUACUGAUAAACUCUUCCCGGCUUUUGGCUUCGGAGCCAAGGUUCCUCCAGACUGGCAGGUCUCCCAUGAGUUUGCACUGAACUUCAACCCCAGUAACCCCUACUGCCAAGGUGUCCAGGGCAUCAUAGAGGCUUACCGUUUGGCUCUACCCCAAGUCAAACUGCACGGUCCCACCAACUUCUCUCCCAUCAUCAACCAUGUCGCCCGUCUCGCUGUUGGGGGAGCACAACAGAACAACGCAUCUCAAUACUUUGUACUGCUGAUCCUGACUGAUGGAGAGAUCACAGACCUGGACCAGACCCGUGACGCCAUCGUAGCCGCCUCCCGCCUUCCCAUGUCAAUCAUCAUCAUCGGAGUGGGCGAGGCCGACUUCAAGGCCAUGGAGAUGCUGGAUGGAGACGAUGGUGUCCUCAAGUCCCUGAGCGGGGAGUCAGUGGCCCGAGACAUCGUCCAGUUUGUCCCCUUCAGGCAGUUCAGCAAUGCACCUAAAGAGGCUCUGGCCCAGAGUGUUCUGGCUGAGGUACCCAAUCAGCUGGUGUCUUAUUUCAAGAUGAGGAAGCUUGACCCUAUCAGUCUUCCUGGUGCUAAAGCAUAGAUCUACCUCUGGAGCCACAUCUCUUUGCCACUGCAUCUCCUUACCACAGGGGGCACCAGAGGUCUAUGCUGUCACUUUAUCAGACUGUAGAACCACUUUCUGGAAUCAUCCAUGGUUGACUAUAUAGAGGUUUAGACAACACUCCUUACAAUGUGGAAGUUUAGCAACAGAACCUACUAGUAGCUAAAUCUCUCCCCUAAAAACAAAGUUCCACAAUUUGUUACAUAAAGUUCUUACGUCCAGUGAAAUUCUACAUAAUGAUAACCAAGAAAGUACACGUAAAUACUUUCAGGAGCCAAUGUUUGACUUUUCUUGCCAAUCUUGUUUCAGUUACCACAAACUUGUCCCAUGUCUGUCCCAUAUCCAUAAUGAAUCUAGUUUUACAAAAGGCUCAUGGAUAAUCAAUUGACUUUGUCCAAACCUUGAUAUAUUCAACCUCGGAAUCAUCUCCAACUGUGAUCUUCUAACAGUGCCUUGAAGACCACUGUUUUACCUUGUAAUCCCCCUCUUAACUAUUCCUCUCUUGUCUAGAUAUUCAUCUAUAGUGUAUGUGCUGUCUGUCAUGCUAGCAAGGAGGAGACUGGUCUUCUGACAAACAUUAUUCCAUUUACAU
Molecule: messenger RNA, 2361 nt
Organism: Osmerus eperlanus (European smelt)
Lineage: Eukaryota; Metazoa; Chordata; Actinopteri; Osmeriformes; Osmeridae
Product: copine-3-like
Exons: 16
Coding region: 144-1748 (534 amino acids)
Biological process (GO): cellular response to calcium ion; positive regulation of tumor necrosis factor-mediated signaling pathway; regulation of canonical NF-kappaB signal transduction
Cellular component (GO): plasma membrane
Molecular function (GO): calcium-dependent phospholipid binding
Source: RefSeq, a predicted model, not a curated record